This is a messenger RNA of Ilex paraguariensis (yerba mate), 169 nucleotides long. The record is from the annotation of a GenBank genome assembly. Lineage: Eukaryota; Viridiplantae; Streptophyta; Magnoliopsida; Aquifoliales; Aquifoliaceae.
GUUUGUAUUUAAGAUCAAGAUGCCAUCAGAUGUUCGAAUCCAGCUGAUUAAUGAUUUGGCUGAUAUUGAGUACAGAUUGAGUUUUGGGUGCAAUGAUAAGUUGCAGCUUGGAUCGCUCAUUGCUUCUUUCACACGUGUUCGAUCUGCAAUGGUUGCCGCUGCAAAGUAA